CAAUCUCAGUUUCAAUCACACAAUGUUUCUCACGCGAAUAUCAGCGGGCGGUUCCAUAGUGAUAAGAGCUGCGGCACCGGACAAAGACGCUGGUUUUCCCCUCCAGUUGCAGAAGAGGGAGCGUCCAGAUCCGGGGAAGGACCGAUCAUAAACUCGCGUCAUGGCUCAGAAGACAGUGCUGAUUGUGUACGCCCAUCAGAGUGGGGGGUCCUUUAACUCGGCAGCGAAGGAUGUUGCCGUGGAAACCCUCAGACAGCAGGGCUACAAGGUUGUUGUGUCUGACCUUUACGCCAUGAACUUCAGAGCCUCCGCCACAAUGGAGGAUAUCACAGGUGAGGUGAAGAACCCCGAGCACUUCAAGUACGGAGAGGAGACCAUGCAUGCCUGGAAGGAGGGUCGACUCAGUGAUGACAUCAUAGCUGAGCAGCGGAAAGUGGAGGCGGCGGAGCUCGUCAUCUUCCAGUUCCCUAUGUACUGGUUCAGCGUUCCAGCCAUCAUGAAGGGCUGGAUAGACAGAGUCCUGACUCAAGGCUUUGCCUUCUCGCUGCAGAAGAUGUACAGCAAUGGAAUAUUCAAGGACAAGAAAGCCAUGUUGUCGUUCAGCACUGGGUCUAUGCAGACUAUGUACCGCCCUGACGGCCUCAACGGAGACAUUAACGUCACACUGUGGCCCCUACAGAACGGCGUGCUUCACUUCUGUGGGUUCCAGGUGCUAGCCCCCCAGGUGUUCUGGUGUCCGGGACACAGCCCCCCCGCGAAUCGGACAGCCAUGCUGGAUGGCUGGAGGGCCAGGCUGAAGACCCUGCUGGUCGAGCGACCCCUGACCUUUGCCCCCAGCGAGAUGUUUGACCUGACCUUCCCCGGGGGCUUCGUGCUGCGGCCGGAGGUCAGGAAGGAGCAGAGCACCCGCCCCCACGGCAUCACCACCGGACACCACCUGGGGAAACCCCUCCCCCCUGACAACCAGCUGAAGGCUGAUGACCCCUCCCCCUGACAACCAGCUGAAGGCUGAUGACCCCCCCCCCUGACAAAAACUGCUUAUUUGUAACCAGUUUAUAAUAGCAAUAAGACACCUCGGGGGGGGGGGGGGGUUGUGGUAAAUGACCAAUAUUCCACGGCUAAAGGCUGUAUCCAGGCACUCCGCGUUGCGUCGUGGUUAAGAACAGCCCUUAGCCGUCGUAAAUUGGCCAUAAACCACAUCCCCCCCCUCGCGCCUUAUUGCUUAAGUAUAACAUUGGAUGGUCAGUUAUUAUGGUCAAGUCAAAUUGACAGAGUUGUUGUGAAGAUGGGGAGAGGUAUGUCUGUUAUAAAUAAAAAGAUGUUCUGCUUUUUUGAAACAUCAAUAAACUGCACUAGUUGUUCAGACUCUG
Molecule: messenger RNA, 1370 nt
Organism: Oncorhynchus mykiss (rainbow trout)
Lineage: Eukaryota; Metazoa; Chordata; Actinopteri; Salmoniformes; Salmonidae
Source: RefSeq, a predicted model, not a curated record